CAAUCAUUGUCGGACGAACACUCCCCAUCCCGCACACCACUCCAUUGCACACCAUGUCGCGACGACCUGCAAAAGGAGACUACAUCGAGACCGACACGGGCAACAAGGUCGCCCGCAAGGCGACGCUCGUCGGCACCCAAAACAUCAUGCUGGGCGGCAAGACCGUCAUCCAGCCCGAGGUCAUGAUCCGCGGCGACCUCGCCCGCUCGGCGCAACCCUCCGCCGGCGGCGCCCCCGCGAACAGCACCGCCGUCGCCAUCGGCCGAUACUGCUUCCUCUCGCGAGGCACCGUACUCCGGCCGCCAGGACGGAUGUAUAAAGGGGCCUUCACGUACCUGCCCCUCCGCAUGGGUGACCACGUCUUCGUCGGCCAGAACGUCGUCAUCCAAGCCGCCUCGAUCGGCUCGCACAUCCACAUCGGCCGCGACUGCGUCAUCGGCGAGUUCGCCAUCGUCAAGGACUACGUGCGCAUCCUCGAAGGCACCAUCGUGCCUCCCAACAUGGUCAUCCCGAGCUUCAGCGUCGUCGCCGGCCAGCCCGCCCGCGUCGUCGGCGAGGUGCCCGAGGGGGGCCACGAGGAGUUUGAGCUGCGCGAGCUGUACAAGACGGUCGGGAACAACCCGCAGCCUUUGCCUGCGUAGGCGAGACGGGUUCCAAUGGCUGUUGAAAUCGGGUGGGAGGGCGAGGGAAGGGGGCGCGACAGAGUCUUUCGGGUGCGAAGCAAAACGGCGUUUGGCGUGCGUAGGUCGAGCCAGGUGCUCAAAUGAUACCCCUGUUUUCUGGCGACACGACGGACCUCACAUGGAGUGACCAGUGGGCAAGUAUCCGCCAAAUUUUACUCAAUGAUCCAAGACGUCUUCAAUACCAGCGAAGCAUGAGUAGCGGACGAUGGGAGCAAGUCAUGCCACGAGCUAUUAUUUCUACCAACGUUGCAACAUCCUUCCGACUAACAGAACCGAAAAGCACAUGGCUUUUGACAUGACACCUACCAUGAUAUGCACAUCACGCCGCAACGCCGCUACCAAGCCCACCCUAUGCCCUAUCAAGGCUCGCCCGGCCAGAUGGAUUCGGCCAACCGUCUUACCAGCUUCAGCUUGUUCACCAUGUCCUCAUGCGAGAUCGAAUUGCCCAGAUGAUGGCUCGCGAACCCACACUGCGGGCUGACCCCGAUCCUCGACAACGCCUGCUCGCGCGUCUGGCCAGAGCCCUCGGCCACGAACUCGGCCGCCUGGAAUACCCGCCCCCUCAGCGUUUCGAGGUCCUCGAGCUCCGCGAACUUGGAUGUGACGACGCCCAGGACAACGUUCUUGUGCGCGGGCAGCGCCCGAAGGGGCUCGAACCCGCCGGCGCGGUCCGUGUCGUACUCGAGGAAGUAGGUGUCGGCGUUGAUGUCGUUAAACAGCCGCGACGCGACGCGGUCGUAGCCGCCCUCGGAGAAGUGCCGCGAGUAGGCGAAGUUGCCGCGGCAGAGGUGGAUGCCGAGGUGCAUGUCGGCGGGCCGCGAGGAGAUGCAGUCGUUGUACAGCCUGAUGUAGGACCGCAGUAGGGCGUCCGAGUCUUCGCCCGCGUCUUUGAAGCCCUGGAGCAUCUUUUCCGAGCAGAAAUCUAGGCGAGAUCGUCAGUCAGCUUUGCGCUGAACAGUCGAUUGCUAGGCAUCACUUACACGCCAAGUUGGGGUCGUCAAUUGUAACGUUCCGUACACCAUGGCUGUACAGGACAUCCAGUUCGGUGCGGUACGCCUUGGCGAUGUCGGCGAAGUAUUCUCUAUCAUUGGCAUAGACGUCUUUGGGGUACGCGUGUCCUUUCUGGUACCGCAGGUGAUACCAUUCGGGCGCCGGGAGGGUCAGCUUAGCCUCCUUGACGCGCCCAGGCGGGAUGUUGCUCUUCAAGAAUUCCCACUCUCGCAGAUAUGUACUGCCCUUGUGUUUGAUCUUACCGGUGCAAACUAUGGACUCGCCGGGCUUGUGGUCGCUCUCGACUGGGGAGGA
Messenger RNA from Colletotrichum destructivum, 1988 nucleotides. Its product is annotated as Putative trimeric LpxA-like superfamily, dynactin subunit 5. The transcript is spliced from 3 exons. NCBI's taxonomy places the organism in Eukaryota, Fungi, Ascomycota, Sordariomycetes, Glomerellales, Glomerellaceae. The coding region runs from base 54 to 641 and encodes 195 amino acids. Gene Ontology annotation, cellular component: dynactin complex. The record is from RefSeq and is a predicted model, not a curated record.